Protobothrops mucrosquamatus (brown spotted pit viper) is the source of this 1417-nucleotide messenger RNA. RefSeq names its product 5'-nucleotidase, cytosolic IIIA (gene NT5C3A). The record is from RefSeq and is a predicted model, not a curated record. The transcript is spliced from 9 exons. NCBI's taxonomy places the organism in Eukaryota, Metazoa, Chordata, Lepidosauria, Squamata, Viperidae. Gene Ontology annotation, molecular function: 5'-nucleotidase activity; magnesium ion binding. Gene Ontology annotation, cellular component: cytoplasm. The coding region runs from base 156 to 1151 and encodes 331 amino acids.
GAAGGGACAGGGAUACCACGACGAUCCAGGGCGGCAGGCGGCGGCGUGCAGGGCCUCAGAAAGCUACUUUGUGGCUUGCCGGCAGUUCAGAUUCUGAGACCAAGCCAAAAUUUCUGUUCGGUUCCGCUCCAAAGCUGGUGUGUAAGUGUGCCACGAUGGACAAGAGCGCCGUAGCCAAAAUGGGAGCAGUGGCCAGCGCCAGUGUGUGCGCCCUGGUCGGGGGAGUAGUCCUGGCCCAAUACAUCUUCACUGUAAAGAAGAAAACGGGCAGGAAAACGAAGAUUAUAGAGAUGAUGCCAGAAUUUCAGAAGAAAACUGUCCAUAUCAAAGAUCCAGAAAGGGUAGAAGAAAUUAUCUGUGGUCUCAUCAAAGGAGGAGCUGCCAAACUUCAAAUAAUUACAGACUUUGAUAUGACGUUAAGUAGGUUUUCCCAUAAUGGCAAAAGAUGUCCAACAUGUCAUAAUAUCAUUGACAACUGUAAACUCAUUACAGAGGAAUGUCGCAAAAAGUUAUUCCAGCUAAAAGAAAUAUAUUAUGCUAUUGAAAUUGAUCCUGGUCUUACAGUGGAAGAGAAGUAUCCAUAUAUGGUUGAAUGGUACAACAAAUCCCAUGCUUUGCUUAUUGAACAAGAAUUACAGAAGGACAAACUUGCUGAAAUUGUGAGAGAGUCUGAUGUUAUGCUGAAAGAGGGGUAUGAAUUUUUUUUUGACAAACUUCAUGAACAUAAUGUUCCAGUAUUUAUAUUUUCUGCUGGGAUUGGAGACAUACUGGAACAGAUUAUUCAUCAAGCAGGUGUUUACCAUUCCAAUAUCAAAGUAGUUUCCAACUUUAUGGAUUUUGAUGAUAACGGCAUAUUGAAAGGAUUUAAAGGAGAAUUAAUUCAUGUUUAUAACAAACAUAAUGGGGCCUUGAAAAAUACAGAGUACUUUAAACAAUUAAAAGACAACAGCAAUAUCAUAUUACUUGGAGAUUCUCAAGGAGACUUAACAAUGGCAGAUGGAGUGGCAAAUGUUGAACAUAUUCUUAAGAUUGGGUAUCUCAAUGAUAAAGUUGAAGAACUGCUGGAAAAAUAUAUGGAGUCCUAUGAUAUUGUUUUGGUGAAAGAUGACUCUCUGGAUGUGGCCAACUCAAUCCUGCAAAAAAUUUUGUAAUAUACAGUAUUAGCAUUGUUUUCCUUUAAAAGAACCCAUUGGACAAAUUUGCAUGACAGCUAUGAAAACAAUAAUCAGAUGCUGCUUUCCACACUAUUUACCAGUUCAUUUGGAAAGUACUGUAUUCCUCAUUAUAUUGCUCCAUGCUAUUGAAAUAUAUUUCACUGUUUAUUAUCUCCCUAUUUAUUAAUUUCAAAGGAAAUAUUGUUCAUGAUUAUUGGAAAAUAUAUCUUUAUUUCUGCACAAUAAAAUUGAUAUUUUCAGCA